UCCAUUUUUCCCGUUAAAAUUUGGUUCUCUCUGGAGCGCGCUGCGCACCUGUCAUCCUGGUUAAAAUCCAAACCCAAAUCCACGUUUACUUGGACUGAUAGAUUGCUCCCUUUUUAUUUUCUCCUGCUUUUCUCUUUAAGGUUCUUCAGAACGACCUCGAACUCUUUCGUCGGUGAUUUCUGCUGCGAAUUACGAAAGCAACCUCCGCGCCGUUAAGGCGGAGGAACACCGUCGUACAAACCACGGAUCAAGCUACUGCUGGACGCUAAUUAUUUGAUUGUACGUACCUUGGCCAUAUUGUUGGCAGUUAGUACAAACAAUGCUUGCUGGAGUGAGGAUCAUACCCCGAGACCAGAUUGAUAAGGGUGAGAAUCUGAGUGCUCCUAAGAAAGAAAAACAAAGACAGAAGAAGAGGUCGGGUAAUAAGGAGAAUAAGUGCAGGAAGGAAAAGAAGCGCUCUCACUCUAGUAGUUCGGAUGGGGAAGAGCUUGAUAGGAUAAAGAAGGGGUCUAAAAAAAAGUGGUAUUCGUCAGACGAGUAUUCAUCAUCAUCAUCAUAUUCGUCAGGCGUUGGAAGUGAGGGAAGUUCCGACCAAGAUAGAAGGAGGAGUCAGAGUAGGAAAAAAGGUAAGAGAAGAACUGAGGAUGAUUCAGAGGAUGAGGCCAGUUAUGGGCCAAAAAGGAGAUUAAGGAGGGGAAGGAAAGAAUAUGUAUCAGAAGAUCAUUAUUCUUCUGCUUCUGAUGGUAAAGACAUUGAUAGUUCUGAUAGAAAAGAAAGGUGCAAAAACAGAAGUAAAAAAGACAGAAAGAAAAAGAGUAAGCAAAGGAGUCUAGGAGGCAUGGGGGAUGAAAAUUUACUGGUAGAUGGAGAUAGAGAACCCAAUCGUUUGAAAGAUGGGGAGAUUGCAAGGAAGGAAUUUGGCUUAGAGUGGAUGCUUAGACCUGAAGGAAAAACAGAUAGAACCCCUACAGUGAAUGUUGAGGAGCAGCCAAAGGAAACUCUGACUGAAGAGAUAAAGGUCAAUCCCAGGGAAUUAAAUCCAUAUUUAAAGGAUGACGGAUCUGGUUAUCCAGAAGAUACAGAUGAACCUAAAGCUGCUGGAAACCAACUUUUGUCUUCCUCAGUUGUUGGGGAUGGAGGUGCAAGUUGGAAACUAAAAGCUCUGAAGCGUGCAAAAGAGCAGGCGACUCGAGAAGGACGAAGGCUCCAGGAGGUUGUCGGAGAGCGUUGGGGUUCUCUUGGUCAACUGACCGUCUCCAUGGCAUCUAAUAAAGCUGCCCAAUCUCGUGCUCAUCUACAGGCUAUAAGAAGUAGACAGAAAGGGCCGAGUGAGGAACGCCAACCAGAUUCCAGCAAUCAAAGUGACAAGGAUAAUAAAAAGGACACUGGUCGGCACUACCUGAAGGAUGUAUCUUGUGGACUCCCCAAAAUGAGGGAGCCUAAAGUUCAAGAUAAAUUUUCCUGGAUGAGGCGAGGCGUUUCUACGCAGGAUUCUAGUCUUUUAGCGGAUGCAGUAGCUAGCUUAAAUAAGUUUUCAAACGAUGGAAGCUUCAUGUCUGAAGUUCUUCGUAAAAGGACUGAUGAUUUUAGUAGUCAUGCUCAUGAAAAUAUAGCAGCCACUAGCAAACCAAGUGAAGCGAGUGCUGCAUUUCAUGAACUAAGUGCGAACCAGUUGGCAGCUAAGGCUUUUCAACUUCGUAUGAAAGGAAAGCUAGAAGAAGCUGAGGAACUUCUGCAAGAAGUAGAAAACAGAAAGGCAAAGCAGGCUAGUGGAGAUAAUUCUGUGAGACCAGGAAAUGAACAGAGCACAAGCAGACAUGUUAUGCAGGAAAUGAAUCUUCGUCAGAAGAAAAAGGAGGAUGAUGCUGAUAUGCAUCUAGCUCAAAGGAUUACCCAGAACAAAAAAUACAGUAUAUCUGGUCAGGCAGAUGAUGAAUAUGACUAUGAUGAUGCUCCAAGAAAGAAGUCCAAGAAAAAGCAGGGUAGUGAUCAGAAAGUCACCCAGAACAACAGUUUUGCAACUCGAUUUGCAACGCAGCAGGAGAGAUGUUUCUUUUGUUUUGAAAAUCCGAGGAGGCCAGCGCAUCUUGUUGUGGCCAUAGCAAACUUCACAUAUUUAAUGUUGCCACAGCAGCAGCCUGUUGUGCCUGGUCACUGUUGUAUUUUACCAAUGCAGCAUGUGGCUUCCACAAGAACUGUUGACGACGAUGUGUGGCAAGAAAUUCGAAAUUUCAAGAAAUGCCUUAUUAUGAUGUUUGCAAAGCAAGAGAAGGAAGUAGUUUUUCUUGAAACUGUGAUGGGGUUGGCUCAACAACGCCGCCACUGUAUAGUUGAGUGUAUUCCUAUGCCCCAUGAAAUUGCCAAAGAGGCUCCUCUAUAUUUCAAAAAGGCAAUUGAUGAAGCUGAAGAUGAGUGGAGCCAGCACAAUGCAAAGAGACUAAUUGAUACAAGUGUGAAGGGCUUGCGUGGGUCAAUUCCAAAGGACUUUCCAUACUUCCAUGUGGAGUUUGGAUUGAAUAAAGGGUUUGUCCACGUUAUUGAUGACGAACAGCAGUUCAACAGCAGUCUUGGACUGAAUGUCAUUAGAGGCAUGCUACAAUUGCCUGAGGAAGACAUGUAUCGUCGCCGAAGACACGAGACGGUGGAGGCACAAAAGCAAGCGGUUAAGAGCUUCGAUCAAGAUUGGGCAGCUUUUGACUGGACAAAACAGCUUCACCAAUCGUAAAGCCAUAUUUUCCGAUCAUUUGCUACACAGAGUGACUUUUAAGGCGUUGGUGUAUCUUGUAACUGGGUUGUUUAAGUUGCGUUUAUCUUGAACCUCAGUAGAUUUGGUUGCCUGUGGUUUAGAAUCCUCACUGGGAAGUGGGAAGUUUCAACAUUGGAACAUUGUUUACGCUUUGAAUAUAUAGUUACAGUCUCACCUUAGUAUUAAGCAGGUUUCUGCACCUUAAAUUGUAAUAUACAUGCUGAUCUUGAUAUUUGAAGAAAUUCUAUUGGCUCCAAAUUUUAGCA
This is a messenger RNA of Pyrus x bretschneideri (Chinese white pear), 3012 nucleotides long. Its product is annotated as CWF19-like protein 2. Lineage: Eukaryota; Viridiplantae; Streptophyta; Magnoliopsida; Rosales; Rosaceae. The record is from RefSeq and is a predicted model, not a curated record. The coding region runs from base 320 to 2725 and encodes 801 amino acids. The transcript has 11 exons. Gene Ontology annotation, cellular component: post-mRNA release spliceosomal complex. Gene Ontology annotation, biological process: mRNA splicing, via spliceosome.